AUGCGGAACUCUCGACGCACCUCGUUUCCCAAUGAUGUGGCUUUCGACACGCUACCUCCCGUCGUGAUUCGAAAAUAUUUUAGUAGUUUAGAACGUCUCAGACUGGCUGAGGAUGGCAGAAGCCUCUCACGUCCCCCUUCCCAACUCUCAAUUCAUCCCACAAACAAUGCUGGCUUCACCACUCAACCCUCCGACACUCUCACCAUCCUGACCCACGGAAUCUCCCAAACCAGCCAGUUCUUUAGCGGAAAAAGACUGCGAAGGAGGCGCUGCUCGGCAGCAGAUAUCACUCCCACCACGGUCGCGUGGUUCGCUUCCUUGCCCCCUGCCGUCCAGAGGAAGUUAUUCUCGAGAGAAGAGUGCUCGUUCUACUCCCAAGAGAAAGCCACCAUUAUACUCGACUCUGCCGACGAAACACUCCGUCGUCGCAGUUGGCAUCCGAGCCACUCGCCCGCGUUUGAGCGUCGAAUAUCUGAUGACGACGCCACCGUUGUUGACUUCGAAGGAUUCAAAGACGAGUCCCUGGUUGACUCUGCUAUCGAUAUGGGUGACUAUUCACUAGAUGGUUUCCGAUGGCUGGAGGAUGAAGGAGAUCUCGAUCUCAAGCUGGACGACUACCACGCAGCCAUCGCGGAAACAAACCGGCGAACAGUGUCGGUAUCAGCACCAAUCCGGCGGCGCUCACGACGGAAUCCCUCCCUGUCAAGCCUUUCUAUACGCCGUGGCCGGAGCUCGACAUCAUCCUCACGCCCUCCGAUCGAGGUCCCUCCGACGCCAGCCCUGCCUUUUAUCCCACCCCACACCCGCUCCUCCUCGUUCUCUCUCAGGCACCUUCGCUCUCAGGCGUCAAUAUCAUCCAUCGAUCCUCGAGCAACGCAUUACCAAGACCCGGCUGCUCGUAUGAAGCUCAGGCUCUAUCUCGCCUCGCCACAAAAGUUUGAUGAGGCUAUCGAGUUUGGGUUUCCAUCCGUGGAAGAAAGAGAACAGUGGAACCACCUUAGACCGAUGACAAGUCCCCAGCCCAGACCUGAGUUCAAUCGAACUUUCUUCCAUGAUGACACACCGUCGUUAUCGGGAGAUGAUGGGGACGAUGGCGAUGAGCCAGAUACAAUGUUCGACCCCCGAACCCCUGAAGAGCCGGUGUUCCACAUGCACCGUCCAUCCCACAAGAGCAGCAUCGAUGGAGUCAAAGGACUGAGACCGUUUUCAGUUCGAAGACAGCCCGAGACAUAUACCCGUGGCCUGACCGCAGAUCGAGAGAUGACCCUACAUAUGACCUUGACGAGACCAGAUCUUCGCUCACCUGAGGAACAACGAUCACAACUAGACCAUCAAAAGAAGGUCCACCGACCAUCACCUGAGCGACUCGAUGUGCCCGUGGACGGAAAUGCAGUAUCCAUAUGGGAUACACUACCUGCCGAGGAAUCCAAGAUGAAACGAUUUCUCCGAAAACUCAGGCUCAAAUGA
This is a messenger RNA of Fonsecaea erecta, 1467 nucleotides long. RefSeq lists its product as hypothetical. The record is from RefSeq and is a predicted model, not a curated record. Lineage: Eukaryota; Fungi; Ascomycota; Eurotiomycetes; Chaetothyriales; Herpotrichiellaceae. The transcript is spliced from 2 exons. Bases 1 to 1467 code for a protein of 488 amino acids.